GGGAGCUGCACCUCCCUGGUGGGAGGAGGCGGGCUGAGGCUGAGGGAUGCGGGAUGCGGGAUGGAGGAUGCGGGGCGGCGUCGCCCGAGGCGCUUUAAAGGCUCGCAGGCAGCGGGGGCGGCGGCGGAGCGAUGAGCGAGGUGAAGGUGGCCGUGCUGGGCGGCAGCGGAGCCGGCAAGUCGGCGCUGGCCGUGCGGUUCCUGACCCGGCGCUUCAUCGGAGAGUACGCGUCCGGCGGCGAAUGCAUCUACACCAAACACUUGUGCCUGGACGGGAGGCAGAUACACCUGGAAAUUUAUGACCCUUGUUCCCAGCCCCAGCAGGGGAAGCUGUCCCUGGCAGAUGAGCUCCACUGGGCUGAUGGGUUUAUCAUUGUCUAUGACAUCAGUGACAGAGCAUCCUUUGCCUUUGCCAAGGCACUGCUCUACAGGAUCAGAGAGUCCCACACAGCAGUUUGUAAAAAGAUGGUCGAGCCCUCAAUAUUUUUGGUCGGCAAUAAACAAGAUUUAUGCCACAUGAGGGAGGUUGGCUGGGAUGAAGGACAGAGGCUGGCAAUAGAUAACAAGUGCCAAUUCUGUGAACUGUCUGCAGCAGAGCACUACCAGGAGGUUGUGGCAAUGUUCACCAAGGUGCUGAGGAAUAUCACUGCCAAUUCCAAAGGGAAGGAGAAGAGACGACCAAGUGGCUCCAAGUCAAUGGCCAAGUUGAUCAACAAUGUGUUUGGGAAGAGGAGGAAAUCUGUGUAAGAGAUGGUUAGUCCUGAAGUUGGGACAAGCUGAGAUAAUGGAGCUGAGCUCUUGGGAUUCACUGAAUUUCCUCCAAAGGUCAAUAUGUGGAGGAGUAAGACAGUAGAAGCCAAAGGUGGGAGGCCGUAUGGUCUAGACCUGGAAGACCUGAACUUCAAUUUCAGCUCUGCUGCAGUUUUACUGCAUAGGAAAAUGCCAUUUAAACUGUAAACUGCUCCAGAGGAGAGUUUAGUCUGUAUUUAUUCAACACCAACAUGGUCUUGGGUAGAGCUUCUAGGUGCAACUAAGAUAUAAACAGAUAUAUCAUUUCACAGAUUCACUUCUAUUGGAAAAGAUCCUAAGUCAUCAAAUCCAGCCAUUAACCAAACACUACCAAGUCUACCACCAAACCACAUAAUAUCCAGUAAACUCAGCCUUGCUGAUCAAAAUCUUACUUCAGAAUCCUGAGUAGUGUUUUUUUUUUGUGUGUGUGCAAGAACAUUUGCACUAAGAAAAGCAAAGUACUGCAGCUUCAUGUGGUAGUGUAUUUGUAUUUAACUCAGGUCCUUGUGUGCCUUACACUUGCUGAAAUUCAUAUGAAUUCAAUGCUUAGACACCGAGUCUGCAGAAGGUGUUUACCUGCAGAGCUGCCUUGCAGAGGCACCAGAAGUAGGGAAGCAGAUACAUAAAGCAGCAUUGUCUCCUGUUUCAGUAUCUUUUUUCCUUUAUUCCAUGAGUGAUGAGAGAAAGUGGAGAGGGUUGAGGAGUGUGGGAGCUGAAACGUUGGUGAAAUGUUAAUCAGUGAGCACGGGGCUGUUUUGGCAAGGUGGUUGUUGAGUGAAAUAAUUUUGCAGCAAGGGCCAGCAGAAGGUUUGGGUUGAUCCCUUCCACAGAGCAGCUUUUGUCAGCUUUAACAAAAGAUUCAUUAGCUGCAAGGUGGGUGUGACUGCUCAAUCUCAGAUGGCAGCAGGAGCUUGGGAGGCUCAGGGACUGGUAAAGAGCACAAGUUCUCUAGGAUGUCUGCCUGGAUUUAAAGGUCAGCCUGCUGGUGAGACCUGUGUUCACAGAGAGUGUUUUUCCUAAUAACCAAUGUCCUUACAGCUGCUCAUGGCUGUGGUACUGAAAUACCACAGAGAGAGCACUGAGUACUGCUAGCUACACUUCUCACAUAUGGAUAUAUUAAACAUCAGAGAGGUGUAAAUGUGUUGUCAGUUGACAUUCAGAGCUCUUACUUUGGACAGCUAAAAAGGCUUAGCCCAGGGUGUUUGCAGGUGCUGUGCUCAUACAGAAAUUAUGAAAGGGAAGGGAAGAUGAAUUGCUGCCUCCUACCCACUCCAGGGGACAGCUGGGAUUCAGCCUUUGUAGGAUGCUGAGUUGAAGCCUACCUCUGCUCUGAAAUUUUACCUGCUUUGAAACUAAAAAGUUUCAGGAUUAUUAUUAUUUUUUUUUCCGUUUUUGAGUGUUCACCCAUAAGACAACAUAAAAAGGUUACAUAUAAUCUUAGCAGUAAGGUUGUAAAAUAGUACUAAAGCACAUUUUAUUGUGCUGACCAAAGAUCACUUUCUUUUUUUAAGCAAAAGAUACUGUUUAUUUCACUUGUUAUAAGACUGAAAACAUUGGAACAUAGUUCUCAGCUGACAGGCACUGCUCUGCCAUAUCAGGAGCAUUGCAUUUUAAGUGUAUGGUCAAUAUCUAUGAGACUGAACAUGCAGAUUUCUCAUGUACACCCCUCAGCUUCCCAGCCCACACAGGAUUCCAGAAAUACCAACAGACAGUUGUAGCUUUACCUUGCUCUAGCACUGCCAGAUUCCAGAACUCUGAUUUGUAUUUACUGCUCUGGUAUUAAAUAAACUGGAUAUAAGAUGGAUGUA
This is a messenger RNA of Haemorhous mexicanus (house finch), 2596 nucleotides long. It is a transcript of the gene RERGL, whose product is annotated as RERG like. The record is from RefSeq and is a predicted model, not a curated record. Gene Ontology annotation, molecular function: GTPase activity; GTP binding. NCBI's taxonomy places the organism in Eukaryota, Metazoa, Chordata, Aves, Passeriformes, Fringillidae. The transcript is spliced from 5 exons. Bases 132 to 746 code for a protein of 204 amino acids.